CCGGGUGGAUAGCUUAAAUGGCGGGUUAAUUGAUCAACCUAUUUAGGUUAGGUUUCAGACACAUUAAACUACCACCGGUAAACAAACACUUUCAUACAUGCUUCUGUAACAAUAACGUUCCUAAAGACCAAGCUUAACGUUACCAAUUACUGAAAUUUUCAGCCACUUCAGCCAAAUAAAAGCACGAUCUAUGAGACAGGUUGGUGGAAGAUGGUUUCACCAUAACUUGACUGGUUUAGAAGCUGAGAAAUUGUUAACUUUGAAAGGUGUCAGUGGUAGCUUUCUUGCACGUCCUAGUCACAGUACUCCGGGAAGCUUCACACUGUCAGUUCGUCGUGGUGAUGAAGUUACACAUAUUCGCAUACAAAACACCGAAGAAUUUUUAGAUCUGUAUGGUGGAGAAAAGUUUGCCACUUUAUCAGAAUUGGUUACAUACUACAUGGAGAAUGAGGGUCAACUUAGAGAAAAGAAUGGUGACCUUAUUGAGCUAAAAUAUCCUCUCAUUUCGGAAGAUCCAACAACUGAGCGUUGGUUUCAUGGAAAAAUUACGGGAAAAGAAGCUGAAAAGAUGCUCCUAGAACGGGGCAAACCUGAUUGUUUUCUAGUUCGUGAAUCUGUUCACAGGCCAGGUUCUUAUGUUCUGUCAGUUCUGACAGGUGAACAAGUUGCACAUAUUAUGAUUCAUGGGAAGCCGAAUGGAAUGUAUGAUGUCGGUGGAGGGCAUCAGUUUUCUUCAUUAAAGGAAUUAAUAGACUUCUACACAAACACUCCCAUGGUCGAAAAGAACGGAGGUUUGGUGUCACUAAAACAGCCUUUCAAUGCUACUCGAUUUAACGUUUCUACCAUCGAUCAGCGUAUGCACCAGUUGGAACAAGAAAGUGGCCAUGGUUCUGGAUUAGCUGGGUUUUUAGAGGAAUUUGAAGAGUUGCAUCAAGAAGCCCAUGUGAAGAAUAAUCCACGUGUGGAAGGAUAUCAGUCUUACAAUCGAGACAAAAACCGUUACAAGCAUAUCCUUCCUUUUGAUUGGUCUCAAGUUAAACUUCUUGAUGGUGAUCCUGAAGAACCGGGUUCUGACUAUAUCAAUGCUAAUUACAUAUCUUGGCCUGUUCAUCUGACCGAAUCUCUUUCUAAUGGUAGUUCUUUCUGUUGUGUCAAAUAUCAGCCAAUUUCUUCAGUUCCUGAUCUGAAUAAUAAUAAUAAUAAUCACUUUAAUACUUCGAUCACUACCUCCAAUUCUCCACCCACUCCAAAUAGUUCUGCUGCAUUUUUCUUUAAUGGAAAACCACGCUAUAUAGCCACCCAAGGGGCUGUUGCUAAUUCACAAGAUGCAUUUUGGCGCAUGAUAUGGCAAGAAAAAUGUGCCGUUAUCGUUAUGAUCACAAAAAUAACGGAGCGUGGUAGAAAUAAGUGCAUUCGCUAUUGGCCAACUGCAGAAGAAGGCAAACGAGAGUUUCCGAAUUAUGGUGGUACGAUUCGCGUCCAACAUUUAUCGGAAAGGAACUCCGUUAAUUACACUCUACGUGAACUUUAUAUGACUAGAGAUACCUCCAUAUCCACAAAAAACCAAGAAAUUCAGUCUUCUAAUUUAUCAGAAGCUGUUACUCCUUCUACUUGUUCGAGUCCUACCAUCUCCGAUGUACAUCUUAAUCAGAAGGACUGUAUGUUAAGUAAGACGAAAUCUCAUCAACCCGAUAACACUCCUGCUACCUCCAAGAGUCCUGAAAGUAUAUCUGGAGAAGCAAAUACAGGAAAUGGACAUACUGUUUAUCAUUAUCAUUUUACUGUUUGGCCCGAUCAUGGAACACCUAGUGAUCCUUCAUGUGUACUGGAUUUUAUGCAUGAUAUAUCUGCUCGGCAGGACAGUAUUCCUGGCGCUGGACCUAUCGUCGUACACUGCAGCGCAGGUAUUGGACGUACUGGAGCAUUUAUUGUAAUCGAUAUGCUCAUAAAUUAUAUCAAAACAAUGGGUCUCAAUUGCGACAUAGAUAUUUCCCGCACAAUUCAAGCAGUUCGUGAACAGCGUUCUGGAAUGGUUCAAACAGAAACUCAAUAUAGAUUUAUUUAUAAAGCUGUACAGCAAUAUGUAAAUACAAUGUCUAAGCGUAUACAAAUGGAUAAUGAUCUUCGGCGUACUGGUAGAGAUUACACUAAUAUUAAUCGUGCUGCCGAUGACAUUGGUGUAAUUGGAACAACAGCUGUCAGUAUUUUUCCAAUGGUUUGUUCCCAUGAACAACAUAGUUUGACACCAAAUUUUAUUCCUGGAACAACUGCCCACAUUUCCUCAGUUACUGGGUCUUCCGUAUCUGCUCCCAACAGGCAAUGUAGUUGUCCUAUUCACUCCUGUUCACAGCGACAACCAACACCAAAUCAUAAUAUAUCUCAAUCUCCUGCUUAUCCUACCAACUGUUCACAAACUGUUAUUUCAUGCACAACUGUAUCAUGUACAACUCCAGUUGUAUCUGUGUCAUCUCGAAAUUCGGAUUCUGUAACCAGUGGCUUUUUUCAUCGACUGACUGCGCCUAGUCGUCCUCGUACAAAGUCAUAAUACCUUUUAAAAACAUGUUUUCCAUUGAUUUGAUGAUUGACCACCAAUCAAAAGACUGUCACCAACCUAGAGCAAAUGAAUACAUAUUUAUGAUGAAUAAAGGUACUCAUGAAAUGAAAUUUUGAUUAUCUCGUGUUACAAGGCAAGAAUGUUUUGGACGUGUUUCUUAUCUAUCCCUCAUACCUCUACUUCGUCUCAUUGUUGUAGCAUUUACAAGCCUGUUCUGCUAGACAAUUGGGAAUGGAUAUUUGGAUUUAUUUUUAUUGUUUGAAAUGUUUUGAUAAAUGAUGACCUUUAUUUGUGGAAACUUUUAAAAUUGAAGAAGCAUUAGGCGUAAUCGAUUUUUAUGUAUGUUAUUUUCCGAAGAACUUAUCGAACUUUACUCCUCAAUCAUUUGUCUUCGUUCUCGAUCAUGUUUAUCCUUUUCAGAUCAAUAAAUAUCACAGGAGCUUCUUCCCCAUUUCAUAAUAUAAAAUUAUGUGAGGAUCUUGUAUGAAUUACUUCAACUAUUCAUUAAAUCUAUGUAUAUAUUGAUGCAAACAAAUUUUACCACGGAAUAGCUAACUUUUCGUUUGCACUAUUUGCCUAUAGUAUUUUUCUCUCUCUGUUACUAUGGGUACAGAAAUGUUAGUGGUAUAUGAAUAGUAUGUAAAUGUACUCAUUCAUUACACAAGCAUGAUUUCAAACAUAUUAUAUCUGUGUAGAAAUAAUAAUCAUGAUUAAAAACUUGUUAAAAAUUUUGUUCUUCAUCACAGAAUAAUCAGUAGUCUUUUUUUAAUUAAUAAAUAUUUUGAUGCGUAUUUUGUUUAAAUGUUGUAUAGACAAAUAGUAUGACAUGUAUUAUUUGCAUUACCAGUACUGAGUUGUUUGAUUUUUUUUCUAUUGUUUACUACCUAUCCACCCACUUUAUAAUUUUAUUAGUUCACUAAAUUUUGGUUCGAAUUGAGCAUUAAAUUGUUUUCACUCCAUUAAUUAAAUUUUCAUUUUGGCUUAUCUUCUUCUUUUGAAUAACAAUUAUUGUGUAAAGCUUGGUAUGAAAAACUCGUCAUACCUUUAAAACUAUUAUACCUAUACAAAUGAUAUACAAUUCAAGUAACAGUUUUCCACAGAAAUGUAUAUUUUCAUCCAUUUUUUUUGGUGUAAGAGAAGUGUUGUUCCUAGAUUUUAUUCAUUUUUUUUUCAACUUAUUAAAGUGAAAUUCUGCCGUUUUUACAUUUUUCUUUCCUUGAUUGGGUAGUGAUUUUAAAUCCAUCACAAACAAGAAAAAGUCAUUUGAUAUUGUUUGUAUGUGAUUGCUCAAUUCUCGUACAAAUGUUUUUUUUUUCUUGAAUAACGUGUUAAUUAUGUUAUUUUCAUUCUAAUUAUUCUUACUGUAUUAAAUUAUUGUUGAUUUAAUUAAAAAAUUCAGUAUUUAAAUGCAAGCAGGUAGUUUCUCGCGUUU
This is a messenger RNA of Schistosoma turkestanicum, 3986 nucleotides long. The record is from the annotation of a GenBank genome assembly. NCBI's taxonomy places the organism in Eukaryota, Metazoa, Platyhelminthes, Trematoda, Strigeidida, Schistosomatidae.